GCUGUAUCUAAAAACUAUACUAAAACUCUUUUCUUUUCGUCCGAAAAAACAAACAAGCAGAGCCAGAAAAUGGCCCUCUCAAUCUCCGCAUAUCAACUCAAUAAACUCUCCUUCUUCUUCUCUUUUAAAUCUCACCAUCCCGCCAGACUCUCUAUCUCAAACCCUAAAAUCAGCUUACCAGUGCUACCCAUUAGCCAAGCCACAAGGUCUCAGACUGGUCCACUUAAGAAACGGUCCUCUGCUUCUACUCCUUCUUCAGCCUCCACCGGCAAGAAGAAGAAGAAAAAGGGCAAAAGUGACGCCCCUAAUCAUUUGAGGGAUGUUCAAAUCAUUAAAGCUGAUGAUAAUAUUGAUAAUGAUUCAUAUUCAUAUUCAAAUUCGAGGUCAUUGCCUUAUCAUCCAAACACGCCACUGCCAAAGGCGCCUGCGGGAUUCGUGGUAGAUGAAACUGGAAGGGUUCUCAUGGCUUCUAACAAGCGGAUUGCUACUCUUGUUGAUUCCUCCAAUAAUUAUCCAUUAGAGUGCAUUAUAAGGAGAGUAUUUAGAAGUUCAAAUGGGAAUGAAUGCAUGCUGCUGUGCCCAGUAGACACGCCUGUGCAGAUACUAAAGAGUACGAAUAUUGAUGGGUGGUCAGCUGUCAGUGAUGAAGAAGUUGAAGCUAUUCUUCCGGCUGCUGCAUAUGCUCUGGCCAAGAUACACAUGCACCUAGUACACAGCGGAUUCUGUUAUACAGCAAGGGGAGGAUUUUGUUACUCGGAAGAUGAUAUAUUCGAUUUCCGCACAG
Messenger RNA from Jatropha curcas, 784 nucleotides. RefSeq names its product BTB/POZ domain protein TNFAIP protein. The record is from RefSeq and is a predicted model, not a curated record. Lineage: Eukaryota; Viridiplantae; Streptophyta; Magnoliopsida; Malpighiales; Euphorbiaceae.